Molecule: messenger RNA, 1252 nt
Organism: Medicago truncatula (barrel medic)
Lineage: Eukaryota; Viridiplantae; Streptophyta; Magnoliopsida; Fabales; Fabaceae
Product: mini zinc finger protein 3
Exons: 1
Coding region: 187-444 (85 amino acids)
Biological process (GO): regulation of developmental process; regulation of DNA-templated transcription
Cellular component (GO): nucleus
Molecular function (GO): transcription cis-regulatory region binding; DNA-binding transcription factor activity
Source: RefSeq, a predicted model, not a curated record
UACCACAAGAAUCAUGAUCUUUCUAUUUUUUUUUCCUAUUUCUUAACCCAAAAAAGUCCUUCAUAAAUUCACACACUAGGGUUAGGGUUAGUCACUAGCAAAUAAGACACUUGUAUAUAUAUAUAUAUAUAUAUAUAGCUACCUAGAACCAUCACUAUAAUCUUCAAGUAUAGGGAUUUUGAAAGGAUGAAGAAGAGACAAGUUGUGGCUAAAACAUCAUCUUCAAUUACAAGAAAUAUUAGAUAUGGUGAGUGUCAAAAGAAUCAUGCAGCAAAUAUUGGAGGGUAUGCUGUAGAUGGUUGCAGAGAGUUCAUGGCGAGUACCGGAGAAGGAACAAGUGGGGCUCUUACAUGUGCUGCUUGUGGUUGUCAUAGGAACUUUCAUAGAAGAGAAGUGCAAACUGAAGUUGUUUGUGAGUACUCUCCACCUAAUUAUAGUCGAUGAUAUCAUUCAUCGAACACAUGAACGAAAUUUGACAUCUUUAUUUUCAUCAAUUUUUUCUUAGAUCCGUGCAAGAUUGCACGGAAUCUUUACCGGUUCACUUACAAGAAAGGUCAAAAAUUGCAAUAAACAAGAAAAGGAAAAUAGAUUGCAGAGAGUGUGUAUAACUGAUUGAUUUUCAUUUCAAUUUGAUUCUUGUAAAAAGUUUUCAAACUUCAGGAUUUGUGUUUUGGUAUGUCAUAUAUAGAUCCAGGAUUUCUUUUCUUCUUUCCUCUUCAAUUCAUUUGAUUUCCUUUCUUUUCAGUGGAAUAUUAAUUUAUUAAUCAGAUGUGUUUGGUUUGUUUGUUACUGCUUAAGUGUAUAUAUUUGAUCUGGGAAUAAAAACCUUACUUUAUUGGUAAUUGUAUUGUUCUUGAUUAACUAUUAAGGUUUCCAAUUUUAUUUUUUUUCGAGUGGCGUAUAAUCCAACUAAAAGAAAUAAGUAUAUAAGGUUACCUCAAUUUUGACAUUACACCUCAAAGGAGUUUGAGGAAUCGAAUUGUAUUUCCAAGUUACAAAGUUGAUCACGAUGCUUUAAAUUCCCUAAUAAAAACUGCUCUUUGGGUUGGUUCAGUUGCACGGGCUGAGAUCCUUUCCAUUUCUACGAGGGAAGGAGCUCAGGGUACAAUUUUAAUAUCGGUAUAGUAACUCUAUGAGUUGUAUGGGAGUUUUAUAAAUCUUGUUUGUUGUAAUGGGUUGGAGUACUCCCUUUCGAUGUGAGAGUGCAUUGAAAAAAGCAAUCGUUGUAUCAAAUGAUCAAAUUACUUAUUCA